ACCGGGGCCGCGGGGGGGGGGGGGGGGCGGGGCGGGAAUUUGGGGGCGCCGAGGGAGCCCCGGGACCCCCCCCGGCAGCGCGGGAUGGGCGACAGCGACCGCGACUGCCGCAGCCCCGACAGCUCGAGCGCCGCCUCCCCUCCCCCCCCCGCCAUGGGGUCCCCCCCAAAUUUGGGCCCCGCCCCCCCCAAUUUGGGGUCCCCCCCCAAUUUGGGGUCACCCCCAAAUUUGGGGUCACCCCCCGCGGGUUUGGGGUCCCCCCCCGCGGGUUUGGGGUCCCCAUUUCCCGUCAUCAGCGCCUCGCGGGGGUCACCCCAAAACAUCGGCUACGGAGCCCCCGGCGGGGGGGCACAGAUUAACCCCACGGUGCCGCUGGCGCUGCCGCCCGGGGGCGCCCCCGAGGACGUGAAACCCCCGCUGGGAAUUCGGGGGGUCCCCCCCUGCGCCCCCCACGGCCCCGGCAAGAGGCUCUGCGCCAUCUGCGGGGACAGGAGCUCGGGGAAGCACUACGGGGUGUCCAGCUGCGAGGGCUGCAAGGGCUUCUUCAAGCGCACGAUCCGCAAGGACCUGACCUACACGUGCCGCGACAACCGCGAGUGCGUCGUGGACAAGCGGCAGCGCAACCGCUGCCAGUACUGCCGCUACCAGAAGUGCCUGGCCACCGGCAUGAAGCGCGAGGCGGUGCAGGAGGAGCGGCAGCGGGGGAAGGACAAAGACGCCGACGGCGAUUUCGGCGCCGCCCCCAACGAGGAGAUGCCGGUGGAGAAACUUCUGGAAGCCGAACUCGCCGUCGAGCCCAAGAGCGACGACGGCGCCGGCGGAGCCUCCCCCAAUGACCCGGUGACCAACAUCUGCCAGGCGGCCGACAAGCAGCUCUUCACCCUGGUGGAGUGGGCCAAGAGGGUCCCCCACUUCUCGGGGCUCCCCUUGGACGACCAGGUCAUCCUGCUGCGGGCAGGUCAGACGGGAUUUCGGGAAUUUCAGUUGAUCGGGGACACGCCCAUCGACACCUUCCUGAUGGAGAUGCUGGAGGCGCCCCACCAGCUCUCCUGAGCCCCAAAAACUGACC
Messenger RNA from Taeniopygia guttata (zebra finch), 1069 nucleotides. The record is from RefSeq and is a predicted model, not a curated record. NCBI's taxonomy places the organism in Eukaryota, Metazoa, Chordata, Aves, Passeriformes, Estrildidae.